This is a messenger RNA of Glycine soja, 1259 nucleotides long. RefSeq lists its product as uncharacterized. Bases 230 to 925 code for a protein of 231 amino acids. The transcript is spliced from 4 exons. Lineage: Eukaryota; Viridiplantae; Streptophyta; Magnoliopsida; Fabales; Fabaceae. The record is from RefSeq and is a predicted model, not a curated record.
UUCUCCUUUCAUCAUCGGCCACCCACCACUACAAACUUAUAGCUCCAUUCCUAUUAUUAUACUUCCAAACCUUUUCCCUUCUCUCUCCUCUCUUCCAAGAGAGUAGCAUAUCAUAGCAUAUUGAGAAAAUUUUCUUUUUCUCUUUUUUGUUUCUGCCUGUUAUCAUAAAGAGGAUCAAUAACCCCCUACCAUAAGAGAAAUCAAACCCAAAAGUACAUCAACAAGAAUCAUGGGGGGUGGAGGAGGUGCAAUUGGGGUGAGAGGUCUCAAUGAAGAUGAUGAUGAUAUUGGAAAGAUUGAAGAAGAAAACAAGUGGCCACCAUGGCUUAGGCCACUUCUCCAAACAAGCUUUUUUGUUCAAUGCAAAGUCCAUGCAGAUUCCCACAAAAGUGAAUGCAAUAUGUAUUGCUUAGAUUGUAUGAAUGGAGCCCUUUGCUCUGCCUGUCUUGCUUCCCACAGAGAACACAGAGCUAUUCAGAUAAGAAGAUCUUCAUACCAUGAUGUGAUAAGGGUGUCAGAGAUACAAAAAUUUCUGGACAUAGCAGGGGUCCAAACUUACAUUAUAAACAGUGCCAAGAUUGUGUUCUUGAAUGAAAGGCCUCAACCUAGGCCUGGCAAAGGAGUCACCAACACCUGCCAAGUUUGUGAGCGCAACCUUCUUGAUUCAUUCAGCUUCUGUUCCCUUGGUUGUAAGAUAGUUGGAACCUCCAAGAAGUUCCGGAAGAAGAAAAUGUUAGCUGAGACAGAGGGGUCCAAUGGUGAAGAAUCAAUAAAUGGCAUUAGCAAUGAAAGUGGAAGAAACAAAAUCCAGAGCUUCACACCCUCAACACCACCGCCAACAGUGGUAAAUUACAGGACUGCUAAGAGGAGAAAGGGAGUCCCACAUAGAGCUCCAAUGGGGGGUGCCCUUAUUAUAGAAUACUAAUGUUACAAAAUUAAGUAUUAAUGGUAGUUUUAUGGGUUUAGGUGACUUACCAAACCAUAAUUAUACCCUGAAAGAUACAACAGUUGUUUCCAGUGCCACUUCCCUAAGUGGCAAGAUAUGCCUUGUAAAAGUUACAAUACCUGAGCCACUGUUCACUGAGGCCGGUGUAGGGAAAUGGUUCACUAUCUUGUAUAGUAGGUGUAAGAAUAGCAGUAAAAUCAUACGUAUUGGUAUCAGAUGCGCAAUGUACAAAGUGGCUUGUAGAAAGUUGUUGUAUUUUACACAAUAAAAGUCUUUAUCAUGAUUAUUAAAAUAUUCCACUUGGUUUGGUAUA